Messenger RNA from Manihot esculenta (cassava), 1565 nucleotides. Its product is annotated as bifunctional peptidase and (3S)-lysyl hydroxylase JMJD7. The record is from RefSeq and is a predicted model, not a curated record. Gene Ontology annotation, molecular function: 2-oxoglutarate-dependent dioxygenase activity. The coding region runs from base 160 to 1455 and encodes 431 amino acids. The transcript has 7 exons. Lineage: Eukaryota; Viridiplantae; Streptophyta; Magnoliopsida; Malpighiales; Euphorbiaceae.
UGUCAAAGGUAGACGUGACGUGACACUCGUGAGAGUUAAACCUCAGCAAUGACCCGUGUGGAAAUACAAUCGAUUGCCGGCGAUGAGGGAAAAAGGGUUUCGUGGGUUUAAGCCAGACAGACAGCUAAAGAAGAAGAAGAAGAAGAAGGAGAAGAAACAAUGAAAGAAAUAGAAUCCUUGUGGGACGAAGUCAGAGAACUAAGUCUUGGAACUUCAUCAACCACCAUAGACCACCUUCCUUCACCUCCAUCUCCACUUCAUUUCCUUCGUAAUUAUGUCUCUCCAAACAAACCCUGCAUCAUCUCCAACGCUAUUACCCACUGGCCUGCCCUCUUUCUCUGGCCCAACGUCUCCUACCUCUCCCAUUCCCUCUGCCACUCCUCCGUUUCCCUCCACCUCACCCCUCACGGCCGUGCCGAUUCCCUCGUCCCCUCCACCCCUACCCAUGAUUCCCUUUGCUUUGCCUCCGCCAACGUGCAGCGAGUGCCCUUCCCACGCGCACUUGAUUGCGUUCUCAAUAGUCAACCAGGAAAAUUUGUCGCCUAUCUUCAGCAGCAGAAUGAUUGCUUUAGGACGGAGUAUUCAGCAGCGUUGGGAUCGGACUGCGACGCCCAUAUUGGGUGGGCGACGGAGGCGCUCGGUUGUUUACCGGAGGCUGUGAAUUUGUGGAUUGGUAAUCAUUUCUCGGAAACGUCUUUUCAUAAGGACCAUUAUGAGAAUCUGUAUGCUGUCGUUUCUGGGAAGAAGCAUUUCUUGCUACUUCCUCCCACUGAUGUUCACCGGUUGUAUAUUCGCAACUACCCUGCUGCGCAAUACUCAUAUUCUGAGGAAGAUGGAGAAUUCAAAUUGGAAAUGGAGGAUCCAGUGAGGUAUGUGCCAUGGUGCAGUGUGAAUCCAUACCCAUCUCCUGAGGCUAAGGAGAGCGAAAUGGCUAAAUUUCCUUUGUAUUUCGAUGGUCCAAAGCCAUUUGAAUGUACAGUCAAUGCCGGAGAGGUUCUCUACCUACCAAGCAUGUGGUUUCAUCAUGUACGACAGAGUUCAGAUGAUGAAGGAUGCACUAUUGCUAUAAACUAUUGGUAUGAUAUGCAGUUUGAUAUCAAGUAUGCUUAUUUCAACUUCUUGCAAUCAAUUCAUUAUCGAUCAACUUUGACUCAACCCAAGCGUGAGAAAUAUUCAGGAUGUUGUUGGAGCUUGCUAUUCUUUCUGAUAUUUAGAGAUCAGAAGGUUCCUUAUUAUCAUGACAAAAUCUCUCAUGGUGCUGUUGGGAUAUUUGUAAGAAGAGAACCUAAUAGAUUGAGUUCACUUAAUAAGAGAGUUGAUUGUAGAAUUAAAGAUGAGCCUUUUUUUUUUCCCUUUGAAAGUAAUCCUGUGGUCCAUUUCAGAAUCGUUGUGGAUUUUUUAUGGAUGUUGGAUUUAAUGAAAAGGUUUCAAAGUACAGAUGAAGCUGCUAGAUGAGUUAAGACAGAUUGAAGAAGCAAAAGAGUGCAGCCAAAACAGAAUAUGCUAUAAUUCUAAAAUUUACACCUUUAUCUGCUUCACCGACAACUAUCUAUUUUGUAUUUCUG